This is a messenger RNA of Gadus morhua (Atlantic cod), 1829 nucleotides long. RefSeq names its product P2Y purinoceptor 2. Gene Ontology annotation, biological process: G protein-coupled receptor signaling pathway. The coding region runs from base 594 to 1631 and encodes 345 amino acids. NCBI's taxonomy places the organism in Eukaryota, Metazoa, Chordata, Actinopteri, Gadiformes, Gadidae. The record is from RefSeq and is a predicted model, not a curated record. Gene Ontology annotation, cellular component: plasma membrane. Gene Ontology annotation, molecular function: G protein-coupled UTP receptor activity; A1 adenosine receptor binding. The transcript is spliced from 7 exons.
AGGUGCGGCAAUCGAAUUCCUUCUCCAGUCCUCGAGACACCUCUGAGAGAUGACGCUGAGACAAACGGCGAGAUAUGCGAGUCGAUUCUGCGACACAGAGAAAUACAUUGGUUUUUCACCUGCUCUUUGCUUUGAACAGGCUCUUUGGAUUGACUCCCAAUACAAAUUUGCAUGAGUUUCUACCUUGGUUCUACAUUUGUUGGUGAGGGUUGGAGAGGAGAGAGAAGGAAGACGCUCUCUGCGAGCCAGAGAGAGCGUCGUAAGAGCACGAGACGGACGGAAAGAACAUUUUGUUUGUGUGUCAUUAUGUUUGUUUGCUCAGAAGGGGAAAUAAACAGGAGUGUGCUCCAUUCCCGCUGGAGAACUGUGUCCCCGCUGGGCUCCACUGUAACGGGUGCAGACGAGUCAGAACAAAAUGUUCUUUCCGUCCGUCUACCAAGGCGUCUCCAGCCCCACCCACCCUAGAAGGAACGGCCAAGGAGGAUCAGGAAUUACACCAUUGGCGGUAGCCCGGUAGCCAUCGCUGUCCCUGAUGUCGGAGCAAGCAUUCCUCCUCUCCGUCUGAAUCCUGAUUGGGUGUCCCAGCAUCUAGGAUGAAUUUUAGCAACAAGUCUGCCGCAUCGAACGAGACCAGCCGGAACCCAUGUCAAUACGAAGAGGAGGAUUUCAAGCACCUGCCGCUGACCAUCAUCUACUCUUUAUUCUUCUUAUUCGGCCUCUCCCUGAACGCCAUGGUGCUAGUCCUCAUCACGUUCCGCACAAAGCACUGGACCCCGUUCAUCAUCUACAUGCUCAACCUCACCAUGUGCGACUUCCUCUUCGUCUUCAUGCUUCCCUUCCUCAUCUACUACUACGCGGGUGCCAACGACUGGCCCUUUGGCGAGCCCGUCUGCAAAAUCGUACGCUUUUUCUUCUACACCAACCUCUAUGGCUCCAUUCUUUUCCUGUCCGUCAUCAGUCUGCAUCGCUUCAUUGGCAUCUGCUACCCGGUCCGUUCCCUCAGCUGGCUCAGCAUUCGACGCGCCAAGCUGGUGUCCGUUGGCGUGUGGGCCUGUGUGCUCUCCGGUCAGGCCCCCGUUCUCUACUACUCCAGCACCAGGAAGUACCGCGAAGGCUUUUUUUGCGUCGGCACCACGGGCCCUGAGGUCUACUAUGAACUCCUGGUCUACAGUUCUGUGAUCUCAGUGGUGAUGUUCGCCGUGCCCUUCAUGGUGGUCAUGGUGUGCUAUGGCCUGAUGGUGUGCAAGUUGCUGGGGCCCAGCUGGGGAUCGGGGGAGCGCCAGCAAGGGCUCCGGGCGGCCCACCGCACCAAGCAGAAAUCGGUGAGGAUGAUCAUCAUCGUGCUGAUGACGUUCAUGUUCUGCUUCCUGCCCUUCCACCUAACCAGGAGCCUGUUCUACUCCUUCCGAUACCUCAGGGAUAAGCACCCAGAGCAGAUAACCUGUGAACUGCUGGAGGGGUCCAGCAUAGCCUACGUGUUGACCAGGGUGAUGGCCAGCGCCAACAGCCUAUUCAACCCCAUCCUCUACUUCAUUGCCUUCCGAGACUUCCGAAAAACCACGAAGAAGCAUAAAAAACCUGGCAACGGCCUUCCAGGAUGUGCAAAUACAGCGUUGAUGACAUCACUAUGACAUUUUACUUUACCAGAUUCCAGCAAAUCUAAAAAGCCUUGUUCUCUAUGAAAAAGCUCUAUGCUAGAGCCGUGUUGAAACAGCGUUAUGGUAGCAAAUCACUGACAUUUUUUCAUUUUAAAAGCCAUUGAAGUUUGUAUAAGGGAAUAUUAACACCCUUGAAUAUGUUCCAUUGCAUAAAAAAAAAAUUCAAACUUA